AAAAACCUGAACCUGUCUCUCACAAUACUAUCUCGCGUUCCUCGACGAAUCUCAAAACCUAACUGUUUGGCUUCCGCUAGUAAAUAACGCGUUGCUGGUCGUCACCUCGGCAUUUGAAGCAAGCCGGCCCAGGCUGUAGCAUAUUAGUAUAACUGAACGGCCAGGAGAAGGUGUAGGUCACUGUAAUCCCACACUGCGACAUCCCGAAUAGAAUGUGGCCUUUCACAUCCUCCAAUGCAGGAAUUAUCGCUUCCAAACGUGCACAGCGCGACAAGGAUGUAGCCACAGCUGGAAUCUACAAUCCUCAAGAACAUACACAGUACCUCAGCGCGACAGGGAAGGAGAUUGUACAGAAUAUCGAGAAAGGCGAAUGGACCGCUUCCAAAGUCAUCGAAGCCUACAUCGCUCGCGCAGCUUACGCCCAUGCGAAGACAAACUGUCUCACAGAGAUUUUGUUCGCACAGGCUCGACAGGAAGCAGAACAAUCGGACAAGCUAUUCUCUACAACAGGUAAACUUAAGGGCCCACUUCACGGCGUCCCGGUCAGCUUGAAAGACCAAUACGAUAUUGAGGGAUUUGAUAGCACUAUCGGUUUCACACAAUGGGCAGGCAAAACGGCCACAAAGGACUCAUCUAUAGUUCAACAAUUGCGUGCAGCCGGAGCCAUACCCAUAGUCAAAACCAAUGUCCCCCAAACAAUGUUAACCUUCGAAUGUGGUAAUCCUCUCUGGGGCACGACGACCAACCCCUUUAGCUCUCUACACACCUGCGGCGGCUCCUCAGGCGGCGAAGCUGCUCUCCUCGCGCUCGACGGCUCGGCCAUCGGUAUCGGAUCCGAUGUGGGAGGAAGUUUAAGGAUUCCAGCUUCGUAUUGUGGUAUUUAUUCUCUAAAACCCGGAUUUGGGAGGAUUGCCCAGGAAGGGAGUCGAGGACCGAACCCUGGGUUCGAAGCCAUCCGAUCAGUAGCUGGACCGAUGGGCCGCUCAGUAGACGACAUCGAACUCGUCUCUCGCCUCACCUUCGGCGUCCAAGACGCGAACUACUUCCCUGCGCCCCUCCCCUAUCGCGAAGUCGACCUCCCUAAGAAACUCAAGUUUGGAUACUAUACUUCUGACGACUUUGUCAAAGCAUCCCCGGUAUGUCAACGUGCGGUGCUGGAGACAGUGGACGCACUUCGGAGAGAAGGGCAUGAAUGUGUCGAGUUCAAAUUGCCGCAUCCCUCUCGCGCGCUUGAGUUGUUCGCCGGUCUGACUUCUUCGGACGGUUACAAGGCGCUACUGUCCCAUCUUGGCCCUGAUAAGAAGGAGAAGAGCCUCAUGCUCGCCACACUCGGCCCACGGCUCUACGGUUGGUUCCGCGCCCUCGCCAGCUGGGCCAUCACCCAUCUCAUCGGCGACCACAUCUUCGGUUCCCUCCUGACCCACUCCAGACACAAGACCGUCGCCGAAUUCUACGCGUACACGGUCGAAAAGAACGAGUUUGUGCGGUGGUGGAAUGCCGAGGUAUGGGGAAAGUAUGAAUUCGACGGGAUCAUAGCGCCCGUACAGGCUGUUCCUGCUCUACCUCACGGCGGCUGCGAACGUCUCUCCCCCCUCGCAAUCGCCACAAUAACCUACAACCUAAACGACUCCCCCGUCGGCGUCGUCCCCGUCACUCGUCUCUCACCCUCCCUCGACCGCCUCACUCCCUCAUGGUUCGACCCCGCUUCUCCCGGGCACGGAAGCAAGAUCCUGGAACGGCUCGUCUAUGGCACUCGCCACUCUCUUGACAGCUCGAAGGGGAAGGGAGGUGGGAUAUACGACGUGGAGAGGAUGGCAGGAUUACCGGUGGGGGUGCAAAUCGUGGGGAAGAAAUGGGAGGAAGAGAAGGUGGUGGCGAUGAUGAGGGUCGUGGAUCGGGCAUUAGGCAACAACAAUAAUAGUAGAGGGUUCGGGGCGGGGAGUUCGUUGCGUUUGGAGGCGGGGGCUGAGUGAGGGGCUUGCUUUUUUUCGGUUCGGUGCUGGAGUUUGGCUGCCUGGACUUGUUCGAGAUUUUCCUCUUGUUGCUAUUUGCUUUGAUUUGAUUUGAUUUGGAAUAUAUAUAUUAUAGGAUGCGGACGGUGAGUGUGUGUGCGUGCGUGCAUGUAAGGACGAGAGGGCUCGGGACGGCGUUGUAAGUUAUAUGGCUAUCAUCAUGUCUUCUGAACUCUGUGAUCCAAAUACUCGAGCAUAAGAGAUACCGACAUGACCUGCCAGAUUAUACCUACUCAGCAUACUCAUGAGACCGUGAAUUCAUGAGAAACCAGGCUUGACUCCGGGUGCGCUCCGCUCUUCCUUGCGCUUGUCCAUCCAAGCUUUCUUACAAUCCCUAUACGCCUGAAAGAAAUCCAAACAUUUCUCCCGGUUAUAAUCAUGCCUGUUCAAACAUGCCAUAGAUGCGCGGGAGGCCUCUUCACAUGGAUCGACGAAUUCAGACGAUUUGGCCUGGUACAUCAGCUUCCAGUCCUUCGGUUUCACUUCUUGGGCGGAAGGUUCUGGAGCCUGGGGUGUCGUUGGUUUUGAGGAGGAGGGAGGAAAGGAUGUGGUGGACAUUUUCGCGGCACUGAGAACUGUUACAAGGUUUCAAGUUGGAUGCAGGUCAGACGAAG
This is a messenger RNA of Stereum hirsutum FP-91666 SS1, 2626 nucleotides long. RefSeq names its product amidase. The transcript has 18 exons. Bases 213 to 1973 code for a protein of 586 amino acids. Gene Ontology annotation, molecular function: amidase activity; fatty acid amide hydrolase activity. Gene Ontology annotation, biological process: fatty acid catabolic process. Lineage: Eukaryota; Fungi; Basidiomycota; Agaricomycetes; Russulales; Stereaceae. The record is from RefSeq and is a predicted model, not a curated record.